Asterias rubens (European starfish) is the source of this 3746-nucleotide messenger RNA. Its product is annotated as N-terminal kinase-like protein. Gene Ontology annotation, biological process: protein phosphorylation. NCBI's taxonomy places the organism in Eukaryota, Metazoa, Echinodermata, Asteroidea, Forcipulatida, Asteriidae. Bases 52 to 3024 code for a protein of 990 amino acids. The transcript has 17 exons. Gene Ontology annotation, molecular function: protein kinase activity; ATP binding. The record is from RefSeq and is a predicted model, not a curated record.
CGCCGUCGUCGGCUGAAUUUUGUCUGAAUAAUAUCAAAUUUAUUUAGAAAAAUGUGGCUCUUUUCAAGAGAUCCCACAAGUAGCUUUCCCUAUGAGAUUGGCGAAAAGGUUGAAGGUCUAGAAGAAAAGUCUGUUUGGAAUCUGCACAACGGAAAGAAAAAGGCAGAUGGGCAGCCAGUGUCUGUGUUCGUCUUCAAUGCAAAAGGGUGCUCGAGUGAAGUAUUGGAACGGGCCAAGACGGCACACAAACGACUGAAGACAUUAAGACAUCCAAACUUCCUUCUGUACCUUGAUGGCUUAGAGACAGACAGUGUCAUCUACGCAGUAACAGAACAAGUAACUCCUCUACAGACGUACUUAACCAGCUCAUCACCGAAUGAUCUGGGGAUCUCCUGGGGCCUGCAUCAAGUUGUGAAAGGACUGAGUUUCCUCCACAACGACUGCAAACUCAAACACAACAACGUCAACAUGAGCUCAGUGUUUGUCAGCAAGGCCGGGGAGUGGAAGGUUGGGGGUGCGGCUUACGUCGGUCCGGCAGAGGGGGACGGGAGUGAGCCGCCCAACAAAGGAAUGCAGUCUCUUGAGAAGUACAACCCCCCGGAAAUGACUGAUGCACGGACCAGGAAGAAAACGCACACAUGGUCAGCCGAUAUGUGGGGUCUCGGAUGCCUCAUCUGGGAGGUCUACAACGGACCUCUGCCAAGAACUUCAUCUCUGAAAUCAUUAGGAAAGAUUCCCAAGCCCUUGGUGGCAAACUACUGUGAGUUGGUCGGAGCCAACCCCCUCUCCAGACCCAACCCGGCUAGGUUCAUCGAGACAUGCCGGAACAGUGGCGGCUUCCUCCACAAUAGCUUUGUGGACACUAACAUGUUUCUAGAGGAGAUUCAGAUUAAAGAACAAUUAGAGAAGAAUAAAUUCUUUGCGAGCCUCAGCACAUCAAUCGACGACUUCCCUCAGGAGUUCUGUCGAUAUCGAAUCCUUCCUCUCCUCCUGCAAGCCUUUGAGUUCGGAGGGGCAGGCUCCGCUGUGCUGACACCCCUACUCAAGCUUGGUAAGCUUCUUGAAGAUGAUGAAUAUCAGAAGAGGAUAGUGCCGUGUGUCGUGAAGAUGUUCUCGUCAACGGACAGAGCAACAAGAGUCAAACUUCUUCAACAGAUGGAAUAUUUCGUUGAGCAUCUCCAACCACCAGUCGUCAACGACCAGAUCUUCCCCCAUAUCUGCCACGGUUUCAACGACACGAAUCCCAUCAUCCGAGAACAAACUGUCAAGGCGAUGCUUCUAAUGGCCCCGAAGCUGAACGACAAGAACCUGAACACAGAACUCCUCAAGCAUUUUGCCAAGACACAGGCCAAGGAUGACCAGGGAGGGAUUCGAACCAACACCACCAUCUGUUUGGGGAAGAUUGCGUGUUACCUCAAUCCAGCUACAAGGCAAAAGGUCCUCUCCUCUGCGUUCGUGCGCGCCAUGAAGGAUCCCUUCCCACCAGCGCGGACGGCAGGCGUCAUGUCCAUGUUAGCAACUCAGAACUACUACUCCUUGAGGGACACAGCAUUCAAAGUACUCCCCACCCUCUGCACCCUGACUGUCGACCCCGAUAAAGGGGUCCGGGAUCAGACCUUCAAGGCUAUUGGGGUGUUUCUACAGAGGCUCCAGACCGUUUCUGACCACCCUGAGACUGCUGCUGAAAUAGAGGCUGAAGUGAACGCAGCAGCGAGUACACCACAGGGGGCAAGUACAAGCUGGACAGGCUGGGCUGUUACCUCACUAACGUCCAGGUUCUAUCGACCAGGUGCUGGGGCAGAUAAGACUGCAGCCAAGGCACCUAAUGCUUCCACUACAGCUCCAUCGCAACAAACGUCCAGCACAGCAGGGGGAGCCACCCAUCCUGCCUCUGCCACACCCCAGGACACAAGGGAUGGCGGCACUGAGGACCAGAAGGCAAGGAACUCUGCAUCAGAUUAUGAAGACACAGGGGAUGGCGGAGACGGUGAGGGAUGGGAUGAUAACGAAGAGUGGGGAGACAUUGAUAGCUUUUCAACAUCCUCGUCGAAGACUGCCGGCUCCCGCGAUUCUCACCCGGGGAUGUCCUCCAAACAAGACUCAGGCUGGGAUGCCGGCAGCUGGGGUGACACGGACGAUUUUGCUGAUUCUAUCCCCUCAUCGUCCAGUAAGUUAGCGAGCCAAGCUAAGCCGUCCCAAAGUAGCAGAUCAAGCGGAAUGAAACUCAGUGCUAAGAAGACAACAGGCUCGGACUGGGAUCCGAUCGACGACGCUUGGGGGUCCAUCAGUGAGACCUCCUCGAGACCAAGUAGGCCAUCCUCUGGGGACAGUAAGAGGACUAACAAGAGCUCUCCCAAAAAGGAGAAGGCCAGUGUCAGAACUGAGAUGAAUCUGGGCGGAUGGGAUGAGAAUGACGAUUGGGGUACGAUGGACGCUGGCGGGGGAAUGUUUGAAGCGAAGGAGGAGCAAGGAGGAGCCGCGGAUGAUUGGGGAGCUGAUGAGGACUGGGGCUCACUAGAGGCUACAGCUCUAUCUACUGGGUCCAGAUUACAGGCCGACAAGUCUCAAUCAGCUAGAUCUAACCCUCCACCAGGCUGGGGUGAUAGCCUGGAGUUCUCUAAAGACUCAAGCCACAAACCAGCCAGUGCCUAUAACUGGGGAGAGCCUGAAGCAGGGACGGGCGCAGAUUUCUUCAGUGAUGCACUAAACAAGACAUCUCAAAAACAGAAGCCAAGUUCUUCAACUUCACAAUCCAAGACGCAGUUUGCAUCAACUACAGCAACACAAAAGAAAAAGCCUGCACAGCCUGCCACUGUCGCCUCGGGAUGGGAAGGGGAUGAUGGUUGGGGCGGAGCUGAAGAUGAGUGGGGUUCAAUUGGCGAUAACGCAGGGGUGAGCAAAGCAGAUGAGGCCAAAAGGAAACGAGAGGAGAGAAGGUUACAACGCGAGAAAGAGAUGAAAGAAAAGAGAGCUGCCAAGAAACCAGGCUUGGGUGCCAUGAGGUUGGGGGCAAAGAAGGAUUGAUCCAGCCUUGCCCACCAUGAGCAGCAUCUGCAUCAAUGCCUCUAGUGUACUGAAAACAAUGCUGGUUUGCUCCCGAGGGCGUUAUGAUAUUCUCCUUCUUCUUCAAGGUAUAGUGCAGACUUCAUAACGCACUUUGAGGUUGGUGCGCACGCUGUCUUAAUUUGUGCGCUGGCAAACAAAAUAGAUCUCAUGUGCAGAAUAUGAUAUACUAUGGGUACAUUCGAUUAGCUUCCCCGGGUCGACCCCGAUCUGCCCCUAGUACGUUCGAAUAGCAUUGUCGUCAUUCCAGGGGCUCACCCCCAUCAGCCCCAAGUGCCCUGCUUUUGGAACAAGUCACUUGGGACUGGCCCAUGGUGCACGACAUCACCACGAGAGCGCGGCGAGUGAUCGUUCAGUUAGCUUUUGUCAGGGGCUCACACGAAUGAGCAUUGGGGGGUCGACACAGGGAAGCUUAUCGAACGCACCCAGUGUAGUGCAAAUAAAAAAGUGCCUGUGAGCUAGGUGGAUCCUUCCCUCCUCAAUGCUACCUUGAAUGCAUUGAGUGUUGUGAACUCUCCAUGAUCCUUCUGAAAGGAGUUCCACUCUUUGCUGGUGCUAGGGAAGAAGGAGGAAGAGUACAUUUGUGAGCUGCAGUAUAGGGGGUCAUGUCGUCGAUUUCACCAAACUCUUCCUAACUUAGGAUUAAUCUUAGGCCUUAGGACGAGUUAAAUUUCGUUAAGAUG